ACCGGAAAACUCUCAACACAACACGCUCAGUACAAAAAGAGAAAAAACAAAUUUACCAUUUUGGGAAAAAAAAAUCCAGUGGGCCACUCCCCCGCACUCAUAUAUAUAAACUCCACGUCACUCGACCCAUUUCAUGUGAAUGUAGAGCCAGGGAGAGGGAGAGGGAGAGAGAGAGAGAGAGAGAGAGGAGAAGCGUUUUAGAGAGAGACAGGUUUUCGGUUUUUGAUAUCUGGAUUUUCUCGGUGUCUUUUUGGUAUGGGCUUGGAGGAACGAUUUGCAGGGCAGCACAUUGAUGGGGACAAAACUGACCAACCUUGGACUAUAUCUGUGCAUGCUUUUUCGGAUUUAACCUACAUUUCUCCUGUGGUUUUCAUAUACCUUCUGAAAGAAUGUUAUAUUCAUGGUACAUGCAAAGCAACUAGAAAGUUCCGAGCUCUACAACAACAAGUUCACCAAGUACUAUGCAAUUCUCCCCAGCCUGGACCAGCCACUUUUGUUAUUCGAUGUCUCUAUGUCUUGCCUAUCUUUGGGUUAUAUUCUGAAGGUUUUAGUCACUUGAUUAUUUCUUCUCUUCGUCGGUACCUAAAAGCAGCAGCCACCUCAACAGACUCCUCUAAAGCAAAAGAAAUUGCUACCAGGUUAAUUCUUGAAAUUGUUGGGGGCUCUGUUGACCAUGAUGAGAAGAUAGUUGUGAAGAUACUUGAAGUUUUUGAUUUAAACUUGAUAGAUAUUGACAAAUCCAUAAGCCAACUAAAGGCCCAGAAUGAUUAUAGGUUUGACACUGCAAAAACAUUUAUUGAGCAAUACAUUUUUGCAUUGAUAGAAUCACAGUCAUAUAUGACAGCAGUCUCUCUGUUAGAGCAUUUCUCUAUCCGCCAAUCUGGAGAGUCUUUUCUCCUAAAAAUGAUCGAAAACAAACAGUUCAAAGCAGCUGAGAAAUGGGCAACUUUUAUGGGGAAGCCGAUGUUAUGUCUAGUGGUCCAGGAAUAUGCCGACAGAAACAUGUUAAAGAACGCUUAUGAUACUAUAAAGAAAAAUAAUCUUCAGCAGGAUUUUCCGGAUGUGUAUCACAAGUGUAAAGAAAGCUCAUUGAAGCAGCUGGCGGAAAAAGCAUGCUGGGAUGUUGCAGAGGCAAAGACAAAGGGUGAUAAGCAACUGCUGGAGUAUCUGGUUUAUUUGGCAAUGGAAGCGGGUUACUCAGAGAAGGUUGAUGAACUGUGUGAUCGAUACUCCCUUGAAGGUUUUCUCAAACCCAGAGAACCUGAGGCUGGUAUUCCACAGAGUCGCUUUUUGCAUCUAAAAGAAUUAGUUGAAGAAGACCUAAUUUGGGUUGAUGAAGUUGAUAGUUUACGUAAUGCAACUUGCCACAUUGAAGGAUGUAAGGUUGUGGGUGUUGACUGUGAAUGGAAACCCAAUUAUGAGAAAGGCAGCAAACCAAACAAGGUUUCUAUUAUGCAAAUUUCUUCUGAUACGAAGGUUUUCAUCCUUGACUUGAUAAAGUUAUAUAAAGAUGUGCCCGAUGUUUUAGACAACUGCCUAACUCACAUUUUGCAGUCUCCUGGAAUUCUGAAACUUGGUUAUAAUUUUCAAUGUGAUAUGAAGCAACUGGCUCAUUCUUAUGGAGAGUUGGAUUGCUUCAAGCACUAUGAAAUGUUACUGGACAUUCAGAAUGUAUUCAGAGAACCUCGGGGUGGCCUGUCAGGACUUGCAAAGAAAAUACUGGGAGCAGGCUUGAACAAAAUGAGAAGGAACAGCAACUGGGAGCUACGGCCUUUGAGUCCAAAUCAGCUAGAAUAUGCUGCCCUUGAUGCUGCUGUACUCAUUCACAUAUUCCGCCAUGUUCGCGAUCACUCUCAGCCUACUAAUGUCUCAGUGGGUCAUGACAAAUUCGAGUGGAAAUCCUACAUUGUUUCACACAUGGAUAAAUCAAAGAAGUCCAAAAAAGGAUCUACGAUUAAAAAGAGAGGAGACGACGGAAUCUGAGGCCAACAACUCUUAAGUUGUCAAUCUCAUCCAUCUGUAAAUAUUUUCCUCUCAGUUUUAAGAAUUUACUUACUGGUUAAUGCUGUAGCUGUGAAUAUUAUUGCCUCUUUAUAUUGAAAAGUAGGGUUUCUUUGCAAAAUUGAGUACUGUAUUGUU
Messenger RNA from Pistacia vera, 2139 nucleotides. RefSeq lists its product as uncharacterized. The transcript has 11 exons. Gene Ontology annotation, molecular function: nucleic acid binding; 3'-5' exonuclease activity. The record is from RefSeq and is a predicted model, not a curated record. NCBI's taxonomy places the organism in Eukaryota, Viridiplantae, Streptophyta, Magnoliopsida, Sapindales, Anacardiaceae. The coding region runs from base 256 to 1983 and encodes 575 amino acids. Gene Ontology annotation, biological process: nucleobase-containing compound metabolic process.